CUCGCACAGAGUACCUGGGAACGACGCGGGAUCCCAUGGUCAGCUCUCUCCUGGGGUUUGCUGCUCGGAUGCGGCCUCAUUGGCUUCCGCUCCACGGAAAAGAAACUACGACGAAGGCCAACGAGGCUCUACCGGAUACUCGUUACGGAGGCC
Postia placenta MAD-698-R-SB12 is the source of this 153-nucleotide messenger RNA. RefSeq lists its product as hypothetical. The annotation marks the transcript as partial. The record is from RefSeq and is a predicted model, not a curated record. The transcript has a single exon. NCBI's taxonomy places the organism in Eukaryota, Fungi, Basidiomycota, Agaricomycetes, Polyporales, Adustoporiaceae.